AUGUCUACAACGGAGAAACCUAAGGUUGGAGCUGCUGAUGCUCGUGCCAGAUGGCCUAUUCCUCCUGAUCAUGGUAAAAAAGUUCAAUGGAGUCGAUCAAAAUCUCCACGAGUUCCUGUGAAUCCCAAUCCAGGGAUAGAGACUUCUCAUGCAGUAGGUAUUGCAAAAGAAUCUCAUUCUCGUGUCACAAGUGGACGCAACAAGAAAUUAGCUCAUGGCAUCAAGAGCUUCUCUCAUGAACUCAACUCCAAAGGUGUUAGGCCUUUCCCCAUGUGGAAGUCUCGAGCAGUUGGUCACAUGGAGGAGGUUAUGGCGGCAAUCAGAACCAAGUUUGAAAGACAAAAGGAAGAUGUUGAUGCUGAUUUAGGAGUGUUUGCUGGCUACUUAGUGACCACUCUAGAGACCACUCCAGAAACUAACAAAGAGUUAAUAACGGGUCUAGAGGAUCUGUUAAUCAAGGCUAAGCAGUGUGCAACCAUGCCAGCUGGUGAGUUUUGGGUAAAAUGUGAAAGUAUUGUUCAGAAACUUGACGAUAAACGUCAAGAGCUACCCAUGGGAGGACUCAAGCAAGCUCAUAAUCGUAUUCUUUUCAUCCUUACUCGCUGCAAUAGACUUGUGCAGUUUCGUAAAGAGAAUGAUUGUGUUGAAGAACACCUUCGCAAGAUGCAUCAGCUAAGUGAUGUCGGUGUUUAUCCAGAGAAGAUGGUGGAAAUCUCGCGCCAGCAGGACCUUCUUCGCCAAAAACAAGAUAGUCUUGAUCAGAAUUUGAGCUGUGGAGUUGAUGAGAAUUUGCAUAGCUCAUCAGGCCAGCAUGCAAGUGAUCUGUGGGGUUUGUGGGCGGAUAAUAACUCCAUGAUUUGUCGUAUAUGUGAAGUUGAAAUACCAGUUGUACAUGUAGAAAUGCACUAUAGGAUAUGCACUAUUGCUGAUAGAUGUGACUUGACGGGUUUUAAUGUGAAUUUAAGACUUGAAAGAGUUGCUGAAAGUCUUGAGAAAAUUCUGGAGUCAUUGACACCAAAGAGCGGAACCCCAAGAUUAUCAUCAACAUUGAGUAGACAUGAAGAUAUUAAUGAAAUCUCUAACAGAUGUUCAGAUGAUAUACUUCAUUGCAUUCCACGUUCAGAUAAUACAUUUUCUUUGGAUGAAGUGUCUAAGACCAAUGAAGCAAAGGACUUGUCAGCGGGAAGCUUGACACCACCAUCACCAGCAACACCAAGGAUAAGCCAAGUAGAUUUACUACUAAGUGGACGAAGAACAAUAUCAGAGUUUGAGAAUUGUCAACAGAUAAACAAGUUGCUAGAGAUUGCUCGCUCGGUGGCAAAUGUGAAUUUUUGUGGAUACAGCUCAUUGGACUUCAUGAUUGAGCAGUUAGAUGAGUUAAACCACGUCAUUCAAGAUAGGAAAGCAGAUGCCCUGCUGGUAGAAACAUUUGGAAAAAGAAUAGUGAAGCUUUUGCAGGAGAAGUACAUUGAACUUUGUGGAUACAUAGAUGAUGAAAAAGUGGAAUCAUCAAACAACGUGGCUGAGCAAGAUAUCUCAGCAGAUGAGGAUAUAAUGAAGACAAGCCCACUUAAUGCACGAGCUAAAGAUAGAACCUCGAUAGAUGAUUUUGAAAUUAUAAAACCAAUCAGCCGAGGUGCGUUUGGAAAAGUGUUUCUUGCAAGAAAAAUAGCAACUGGUGAUUUGUUUGCCAUUAAGGUUUUAAAGAAAGCUGAUAUGAUACGUAAAAAUGCUGUUGAGAGUAUUUUAGCUGAGCGGAACAUGCUUAUCUCAAUUCGUAACCCGUUCGUGGUCAGGUUUUUUUAUUCUUUCACAUGCCGUGAAAAUCUUUAUCUGGUGAUGGAGUACUUGAAUGGUGGAGAUCUAUUUUCCUUGUUGGGAAAUCUUGGUUGCUUGGACGAAGACAUGGCUCGCAUUUACAUCGCAGAAGUUGUGCUUGCACUGGAGUAUUUGCAUUCUGUAAAUAUCAUUCACAGAGACUUAAAGCCAGACAAUUUGUUGAUCAAUCAGGAUGGUCAUAUCAAGUUGACAGAUUUUGGGCUUUCCAAGGUUGGCCUUAUCAACAGCACAGAUGACUUAUCAGGUGAAGCAUCAUUUGGAAACAGUGAAUUUUUCGCAGAAGAUGAGAGACCUCAACAUUCACAAGGCAAAGCUAGUCGUAGAAAACAUGAAGUUGUUAGAACACCUGAUUAUCUUGCACCUGAAAUACUUCUUGGAAUGGGUCAUGGUAAAACCGCUGAUUGGUGGUCACUAGGUGUUAUUCUCUUUGAGAUGCUCGUGGGCGUACCUCCUUUCAAUGCAGAAGCCCCACAGCAAAUAUUUGAAAAUAUUAUCAACAGAGAUAUACUAUGGCCUAAUGUGCCAGAGGAAAUAUCUUCUGAAGCAUAUGAUCUGAUCAACAAACUGUUAACAGAAAAUCCUGUCCAAAGACUUGGGGCAACAGGAGCUGGAGAGGCUAUGUUUGUACCAUCAGGGGAACCACAAUACACUAGCUAUUUCAUGAGCAAAUAUAUAUGGAACCCCGAAGACGAAAAUGUUCGUGGAGGCAGUGAUUUUGAUGACCUUACUGACACAUAUAGUAGCAGCGGCUCACAUGAGGAAGAUGGGGAUGAGUGUGGUGGUGGUAUCUUAGCAGAAUUUGGAAAUGGGCCUAAUCUUGCUAUGAAGUAUUCCUUCAGCAACUUUUCUUUCAAAAACCUCUCACAGCUGGCUUCAAUAAAUUACGAUCUUCUCCAAAAGAACGCUAAGGAAUCAACAGAAACUUCAAACCCAUCAGCCCCUUGA
Messenger RNA from Eruca vesicaria subsp. sativa (arugula), 2784 nucleotides. NCBI's taxonomy places the organism in Eukaryota, Viridiplantae, Streptophyta, Magnoliopsida, Brassicales, Brassicaceae. The record is from the annotation of a GenBank genome assembly.